Molecule: messenger RNA, 5755 nt
Organism: Clupea harengus (Atlantic herring)
Lineage: Eukaryota; Metazoa; Chordata; Actinopteri; Clupeiformes; Clupeidae
Source: RefSeq, a predicted model, not a curated record
UUGUAAAUGUGACAAAGAUUAAAGGUGAAGAUAACUGGCCUCAUCAUUUCUCCCAGAAUCAACACUUCUCCCCCAUAUGUCGACUUGGGCGUCAACGUUUUCAUAACUUCAGCAGCUCUUUCCUUGUAGCCUAGAUACGUCUUUAUCUACCCUGAGAGGAAAUCUUCCACAGUCUAAAGUACACCAGUGUUUACGCAACAUUAAACUGGUUACAGCCAGAUGUGCGUUCAGCCAACCUUCACGUGUAGGCUACUGCCGGGAUGAUGAACACAGCACGGGUCAAACGCAAAGAAUGUGAGUCUGAACCAGUUUUUCCAACGGUAUUCAUUACUUUGGUUCAGUAGCUACUUUCCUUCCCAUAGUAGACUACAGCCCAUGACGCGAAAACACGCCCGACGGCUUUAGCGGGAGGUGACCGAACAAGCUCGGUGAGGUGCAUGGAAGCUUACAGUAGGAUGUCAACGGGUGAAUUCAUUAGUGAGAUAAGCGUGUCGGAGGAAGGGAAAGCGAACAUCCCAACUGUUUUCCUUCAUCACAAGGACUUUCGCGGGAAAGCCUUUCAGAGAGAAAGCAGACUAUGGGAUGUGAGGGAAGUGGAACCGAGGCUGACGGACGGACAUCAGCAUGAUUUAGACCAUAAAAAUAAGCCUGACAGCAACUUCCUUGCACAGCUGUCACACAGCAUUGAACGGCCAAAAAAUACAGAAUCGCUCAAUGAGACUGUCCAAACCAAGGAGGGCAACAAAGCUUUUGGCCCGGAUGAAACUCAUCCUCCUCCAAAGUUUAGCUCAAUCCUUCAAUUUCACCACGCCUUAGUUGAACAAGACCAGGCAGCCCUAGGUGGAAAGUUCAGUGAGGAUAGUCCUACUGCAGUACAAAACACAGUCAGCAACACAGAGGUAAAUGAAGAAGAGUCUCCACAAAAUGGUUUUGGCAGUGAACUAUCACACUGCGCAGCUAAGGAAGGGGUGACAACAUCACAUUUGGAGAAUGAGAGGCAGACAUCAUUUCAAUCACAGACUGCAUUUGGAUCGGAAAACACUCCUCGGGAUUUAACAGAGGGGAUACAACGCACUUUCAUCUUAAAGAGGCAUAGAGAAACAGGAGAUCCUUGUGCACAAUAUACAGAGAAAGUGAUACAGAUUAGGGUCACUGAAUUUAUAGUUUCAGGCCCUGUGAAAAAACUAGGACACACAAAUCCAAAUGAACUGAGAAGUGAAUUCAGUGCAAAGUCCAAAAGUGAUUGCCGACCAAUUUCAUGCAAGCUCUUGGAGGAAAUCCUCCUUCCCUCUUCACAGACUUCUGAUUCUACGGUGACUAUUUUACAGCACAGCCAGGCUCGUUCCUCUCCAGAAAUGCUUACAUCCUCUGUAGUGACAGCACUUGCCCCUAACUGGAGUGCCCGAUACAAAAAACAGAAACAGGGUGUUGCAGAUGUAAGUUUAAAUGCUACAGAACAGGAACUGCAAAAAAAAAGGCAGGAAGUCCACCCACCUUCAGCUUUCCUUAGAAGGGAUGUUCCCCAACAACCUUUCAGUGGAGACCCUAAACCACUGAUAGGAGAUGUAUUUCCAGAAGUGAGCAAUAAGGAGAACGCCCUGUCCAUGACCAGCAGUAGAAGUUCUACUGAUUCACGAAGCGGGAGCAAUCUGUUCAACCUGAGGAACCACGGGCCGGCAAAGCGGCGUCUCUCAAAGACUUUUUCAACAGGGAUGAGUGGAGGAAAGACAGAUCGCAAAACAGACGUUGUCCAUCCUCCAACUUCACCAAUGGAUACGGUGAUGAGACCUGUGUCUCCCCAUUCUCUGGACCUCCGCUGGUCAAGGAGUAUUAGUCAGACAGGCCAGUUUUCCUGCCUGAACUCCACUCCAACUACUGGCAGCAUGCUUCUUUCGCUCAGGAAGAUGAACUUAAGUUCCAAAAGUGCAGGUACACCCUCGGAAGUGCACCCCAUUUCUCCAACCAACUCGCAAAAUGAAAAAGUGUUUAGGAUGUCUGAACCACUGUCUUAUGCGACAUUACAGAGGAACAGGGCAAAGUCACAUCUCAACCCAUCUCAACCCCUCUCUAACUCAAUAGACAAAGCGAAGGGGGCAUCUGAGAUCUUUCACUUUUCAACUUCCGCAGAGAACAGACAACAUGAGAGUUUCAGACCAUGUAUGUCUGUGUAUUCUAACAAUAACACUGAAAUAAUUAAGUCACCUAAAUUCAACAUAACUUACAGCACAGACAGUGGGCCGCCACUUACCUCGCCACGAUAUAGCAAUCUGAAUGUUACGAAAAACGAUCUACUUUGCACCGCUCCUGGAUCCAUGCUCAGACGGCAACAUACCAUACAGAGGGAUAGUCUACUGCAAGGUACACCCUCUCGCACUUCUGCAGUGAGGCGUACUGUGAGUAAUGUGUCAGACCUUCUAAACAACAACAAAGUUGGAACAAUGUUGACUAGUGACAGUAUGGGCACAACAUCACCCACAUACUCCUCAAGUAUUUACAGUGGAAUCCCUAAGGGAUAUGACAGACUCACUUCAAGUAACCUGAACACACUAACCAACCACACAGAUGCAAAUAUUUUAAGAAGUGCACAAAGCGUAACCAAUUUCAACAGUUAUUCCAGAUCAAACAAUAAUGGAACACAACAAGCCAAGUCAGUUGACAUACCUAGGUUGUCCAGGUGGUCAAACACUCCAUCCACAUUUAUAAGCUCCCAAAUCAACUCCCCAGUAUCCCCCAGGGAAGAGUAUGCUUUACAUCAGCCAGCCAACCUUACUUCACCUUUGGCAUCAAGAAAUGCCAGAAAUAAAACUACACUGGAACAACAGAGCUCUCUAAAUGCCUCAAGGCCCCUGUCUAUCAGAGAGACAAACAUCACAGAUAUUACACUCUGUUCUCCUGAUAAAAAUUGCACUCCAGUUGAGAGGGCUGCCACAUCCCCUUUGUGGCAAAGGAAUGUGGAGGAUCUUGCCCCAACUAGGAAACAAUCUCAGAGUCCAGCUGAGCCACCAGAUCCUCUAUCCCCGUCCAUACCCAUGCGAGGUAUACGUGCUCCAACCACAUUCUCAUCCCUCAGGCUAGGCAGUCCAACUUCACCCACUUCACCGACACCACCUUCUUCUAUGCUUCUGUCACAAAGAAGAGAGACUCGUGUCUCUUCACCACCACAAGAAAAGAACGAACAGCUGAGGAAGGGGUCUGAAGUAUUCUUAUGGGCAUACCUCCAGCCCAGUCUCCCGAUUUAAUUUUGAUCUAAGCACACAGGCAAGACAGAGGUCCAUCUCAAAGACAACAGACUCCACUGGGACUUCUGUGCCACUUGGCUCUUCCCAUAGCUCUGAAAAGAAUGAAAGGUCCUCCAUGAGUCCCUCCCCUUAUGUCAACCUCCUCUCUACCAGGCAGAAACCUAGUAGUGCCUCCUCUCCUCCGAUUCCCCAAAGCCAGCAGAGCUCUGGCUCAUUUGAUAGCACAGUGAACACUUCAGAUACACUGAAAGCAGGCAGGACGACUAUGUCCGCCCGGCGUUUACCAUAUUUGGUGGUGAAAUUAUCUGAGGAACAACUGAAUGCUGUUGACAAACAGCCGUUGCAAGUUAUGCAACAGCUUGGAACAUCUGAGCCAUUGUUAACUCAGGGAACUGUUCGACCAUGCACCAAUCAACCUGCUUCAACCACUUCAAAGUACAUCUCAGAUGCCAAAGGGAUUGAGAGCACAUCUCCUAGACUAACUUUUACGUUUGAAACACAGACUCAUAAACAAGAUGAAAAGAUGUCAGUUUUUAGAAGUGACAGCAUUAGCAAACUAUCUCCUGUACCAACUGAGAAACAUUCUCUUCAACUUAAUCAACCAAUUAGUAUCAGUCAGAAAGAGGAUAAACGCAAGAACAAGGAUAUAACAGAUUCACAAAACCAAAAGUGGAGUUUGUUUUCUUCAAGGAACCAGAGAGACAGUAGCUCUCGAGAGAAGGAAAAUAGACCACUGACACAAUCUUUUGAAAAAACCAAGAACAUUUUUGCUGGCAGUAGAAUGGAACAUAUGUUAGAUCGUUUGAAACAAUCAUUUAGUGUCAAACAUCGUGAGGAGGAAGCAGGUGUGAAAACAGAGGACACAUCUUUGCACCAGAGAUCUAGCAGGUCCAGUGUACCAGGGAGUCAAGGGAAAUUGGAAUCAUGGAGGCAGUCUGCAGAUAGAGAGGCUCCCUUCCACUCAGUCUCUAAAAAUACUGUUGGCCCUGGUCUGUUCAUACAAGACCAGAUAUCAACCAAACCACUGAAAAGAAAUGAAUCUGAUGAGUCACUUUUCAAGGUACCUCGAGCAAUGGUGGGUGAGCAUAAAACAAAACCACAGCAAAUACAUAGAAGCAGUCAUGUCAACCAGUAUGCCACUCUUCCGGCCAACUGGAAAACAUCCAAAGGUUCCUCCAACCUCAGCAGUCUCAUGGACUUUUAUGCAGAGGAUGUAGAAAGUGAAAGACAUUUUUCUUGCAGAAGUCAACCGAGGAGAAAAACUACGUCUUUGUGUGAAUCAAAGGAUGAUGACCACUUAAGCGAGGCUUUGGAUCAAGAGGUACUGCAGCCCAGCAGAGGACAGCUGUCUUCUUGCUCAGACAUUAAGUACCGUCUGAGCCCAAAGCGGUCCUUCUCUGUCUUUAGUGUACAGUCCAGUCGACCCUCAGGUACUGGACGCAUCUCAAGGUCAAGCUCAAGGGCAAGCAGCAUCAGUGACCUCACAUCUGCUGCUGACCUCAUGACCUUGGAUGACAUUGUGACUCAGGAGACCAUAGUCAACCCAGAUGACCCACAUAGUGGCGGAUACAGAGCCCUUCAGAUUGGUCAGAGAAAUGUAUCACCUGACCAGGUUUGGAGCUCAGCUAGUCUGGACAGAACCUCAUGUCCAUGGGAAAAUGAGCUUGACCCUACUCCUCCACCCUCUCCCACGUUUUCACCCACUACCAGACGUCUGUCACGAGCUCCCGGCUCAUCUUCUCAGGGCAGUCAGACUUCUCAAGGUAGUCUGUCUCCCAGGGGGGCACCUGCCAUCCAGGAGCUACACCUGCAAUUUGUCAGUGUUUGAGGAGUCAAGUUCCGACUCCACUACGACUGACGAUGAGUAUUACCUUGAUGAUGAUGAGAAUGGCAAAGAGACAGAGCUGUAGGUGGAAAUAUGAUCUGAGCUGUUUAUUUUUUGUUUAUUUAUUGUACACUUUUCAUUUUCACUGAAUGUUCGGUGGGCUAUUUACCAGAGGAACUACAAUUGCAUUGGGUUGAAUAGAUUUUGUAUGUAUGGAUGAAGUAAUACAAUAUAAGCAUUUGCAUGGUAAAGCACUGCAUAAAAACCAAUAUGUCAAAAAGAUCUUCUGGAUCAGUGUGAAAUUGUAAGGGACAUCAGUUGAUGUAAAUCUGUUAAGCUGUAAUUUCAUGACUUUUUUAUAUUUUAUAAAACACUUUAAUUAAAUUCUAACAGUUUAGUCUAAACCAUAACCAUAAUAAGUAGGACCUUCCAAUACAACCUCAGAUUUUGUUUAUCUCUUUUCUGAUGUGCUCUCCUCUUUGCCCCAGUGCUCUGCUGCAUAUGCACUGUAUCCAAGGCAAUUCUCAUAUUGUAUUUACAGAGGUGGGUUAAAGCUGAAAUAAACAAAAGUUUGGUCUAACUAAAUCAUCACUUGGAAGAGAGGUUGGGUGACGCAGCUUCAACAUCUGGUGUGAAGGGCGUCUACCAUAACAUGGUUAUGAUGAUGUCAUAUUAAAGAUCUGUUCCAUUA